This is a messenger RNA of Octopus sinensis (East Asian common octopus), 1521 nucleotides long. RefSeq names its product glyoxylate reductase/hydroxypyruvate reductase-like. NCBI's taxonomy places the organism in Eukaryota, Metazoa, Mollusca, Cephalopoda, Octopoda, Octopodidae. The coding region runs from base 38 to 1036 and encodes 332 amino acids. The record is from RefSeq and is a predicted model, not a curated record. Gene Ontology annotation, molecular function: hydroxypyruvate reductase [NAD(P)H] activity; NAD binding; glyoxylate reductase (NADPH) activity. The transcript has 5 exons. Gene Ontology annotation, cellular component: cytosol.
AGCGAUAAAAAUUUUGUGAAUCAAGUGACAUUUGAAUAUGACGGCAGAUAUGAAAGCUUCGGUUCUAAUAACCGCGCAACACUUCAAGGACGAUGAGGUGAAAGACGAAUUAUUUGAACAGCUUGUGAGUCGCCUCGGAAAUUCUUUCCAAGUAGUUUUCCAGGAUGAUAUUGCACAGAAUCCAGGCUUAAAGGAAGAUGUUAUUGGUAUCAUUUCAAUAGGAAUGCAUGCGAACAUUACAGACAAACUUUUAGCAACUCUUCCUCGUGUGAGAGUAAUUUCAAGUAUUGGAGUCGGAGUGGACCAUAUCGAUCUAAAAUGUGCUAAAGAGAAAGGAAUACGAGUUGGAAACACUAGAUACGUUAUUUCCGACAGUGCAGCAGACCUUGCCAUUACUUUAAUAUUAAUAUCGUCUCGGAAAAUACUGCCGGGUAUCAGCAUGGCAAUGGAAAAUGAAAAUCCAAACUUUGAUUGUCUGAGCUUACUUGGAACAAAUGUGAAGAACAAAACUCUUGGAAUUGUCGGUAUGGGAGAUAUUGGCUUUAAGAUUGCUCUAAGAGCAACUGCAUUCGACAUGAAAAUCCUUUAUCACAAUAGGAAACGAAGAAGCAAUGAAGACGAAGAACGAGUCAAAGCUACGUUUUACCCUCGUUUGCAAGAUAUGUUACCCGAAAUGGAUGUUCUUGUUAUUGCUUGUCCUUGCACAGAACAAACGAUUAACUUGAUUAGUACAGAAGAAUUCCGGUUGAUGAAGAAAACUUCACUUUUGGUAAACAUCGCUCGAGGGAAGAUAGUUGACACCGACGCCCUUGUGAAAGCUCUUCAGUCAAAUGAAAUUCAAAGUGCUGCCUUGGAUGUCACCGAACCCGAACCCCUGCCACGAGGACACCCAUUGUUAUCCAUACCAAAUGUUAUCAUAACCCCUCACUGCGGAGCAGCCUCAUAUGAAACUCGCUUAGAAAUGCAUGAUUUAUUGAUAGAAAAUUUGAAAUGUGGUUUGGAUGGGAAAGCGAUGCCGUCUGAAGUAAUUUUGUAAUGCUGAUAUCUAAUCAAGAAACAAACAUUCUUAAAAUCAUUUUUGAUUGAAAUUGGAACAGUUAUAAAUGUGUUAAUUAAUCGUGAAUUGUAAGGUGGCGAGUUGGCAGAAACGUUACCACGGCAGGCGGAAUGGUUAGCGGUAUUUCGUCUGCCGUCACGUUCUGAGUUCAAAUUCCGCCGAGGUCGACUUUGCCUUUCAUCCUUUCGGGGUCGAUAAAUUAAAUGCCAAUUGCAUGCUGGGUCGAUCUAAUCGACUUGCUCCCUCCCCGCAAAAAUUCCUGCCUUGUACCUAGAGAAGAAACGAAUUAAUUGUGAAUUAUAUAUUCCUAGAAAGAUAACUGUUAGUGAAUGACUGGGGUAUUUGUUUCAUUCUUGUGCAUUCCGAAAGAUAUACCAAUCCUGAAAGAUCUUCAGAAAGGACUUCAAUAAAUUUCCCAUUUGAUAUUUUAUUACUUGAUUAUUAAAAUUCAAUGGAAAAUAUUU